This is a messenger RNA of Limulus polyphemus (Atlantic horseshoe crab), 4145 nucleotides long. RefSeq names its product serine/threonine-protein phosphatase 4 regulatory subunit 1-like. The coding region runs from base 19 to 3195 and encodes 1058 amino acids. The transcript is spliced from 21 exons. Gene Ontology annotation, molecular function: protein binding; protein phosphatase regulator activity. Gene Ontology annotation, biological process: protein dephosphorylation. The record is from RefSeq and is a predicted model, not a curated record. Lineage: Eukaryota; Metazoa; Arthropoda; Merostomata; Xiphosura; Limulidae.
CCUCGUGCUCUAUCCAUCAUGGCGGAUAUCUGUUUUCAAGAGGAUAAUAACGUCACAUGUGAAGAGGAUUAUUCGUUUUUACAAGGCGGGCAUGGGACCUUCGAGGGCGGCGCCGACAUGACGGAGAAACAGGAAGACGAGACGGAAGAUAAGAACGACUACGGGACAGAGGAGCAUACCCACAACCCUGACGAGCUACUGCCCCCUGUCGCAAAACUAGAGAAAUAUGCCAACAGCGAUAUAAUUUUCAACAGACAAUUGGUGGCUCGUAGCAUCCUCGAAACACUACGUGUGGUUGCUGACAAUGAAGAAGAAGUUGACCGUGUUGUGGUCGUUCUUCGGAAGCUUUCUGAAGACAGUGAGCCAAGCAUUCGUGCUGAACUCAUGGAACAAAUUCCUCACAUUGGAACUUUUUGCUAUGAAUGGGGAGGUUACUUAGCAGAUAUAAUACCCUCAGUUAUAGUGCCAACUGUCGUUAAAUAUCUUACUGAUAUUAACAACCAGGUUCGUAAAACAACACAAGCUGCUCUGAUGGUGAUGGUGGAACAGGAAUUGAUCGAAAAAGUAAAACUAGAAGAACACAUAUGUCCUCUGGUGUUACAAUUAACAGAAACUGAGCAUAUGGAUGAUCAUAGAACAGAGGCUGUAGCUUUGAUGAGUAGAAUGGCGCCUUUGGUUGGUAAAGAGAUGACAGAAAGACUCUUUCUAGAGAGGUUUGGAAAUCUUUGUCUAGAUGCCUCUUUCCACAUACGAAAGGUGUGUGCAUCAAAUUUUGGAGCAUUUAGUGGAGUGGUUGGACAAAAGAUAACAGAAAACAUUCUGCUUUACAAGUUCCAGUAUUUAUGUGAGGAUGGUGUUUGGGGUGUAAGGAAAGCAUGUGCUGAAGUUUUUAUGCCAAUCUCUUGCGUAUGUUCCAUGGAAACCCGUCGUAAAGAGCUAGCUCCUCUUUUUGUUUCCUUGUUAUGUGACCAGUCUCGCUGGGUAAGAAUGGCAGCUUAUCAAGCUUUAGGCCCUUUCAUCUCAACAUUUGCUGAUCCUAGUAAAACGGGUCUUUAUUAUAGUGAAGAUGGAGUUAUCACGGUCAAGGAGGAAGUGGACAGUACAGUAAUCGAAAAUGUGGUACCAUCUACUGAAUGCGAGAGUACUCCUGUUAGUACAAAAUCUGAAUCUGUAGACUGUGAUGAUAGAAUUGAUCAAAAUGCUCCCCAGAGUUCCAUAGAAACCAGUCAUAUAAAGAGUAGUAAAUCUGAUGCAAAUCCAAAUGUACAUAAAGAAAGUUUCAAUGUUGCAAGUUCUGCUGUGAUAGAAAGUCAUAAUGCUGCUGAAUCAGAUGAGAUGGAACUAACAUCAGAAGAUUCCUCUGAUAGUGGAGAUAGCAACAACAAUGUUUUUCAAGUCUACUCAGGCCAAGAAAGUGGCAUGGAGAUUUCUCUUGAAGAAAAGUUAGCUGAACAGUUUUUUCAACAUCGACCUCCAACAGAUGUAUCCAGUCAGAGUUCAGGUAGUCGUAGGGUUAGUGAAUCAGAAAGCUUUAGUGAAGCUGGAAGCUCCAAAUAUUUUAUCACAGAAGGUUCCCGCAGCAGACAAGAAAGUGUUUCAGAAUCGCCAUUAACUGUGACUUCCAAAGAUGGACAUCUGCAUGUUCGAAUUGAUAGUGAAAGUGCCUUCAACACAUUUCAGUUUUGGCGUAUCCCCAUUCCAGAUAUCGAAUUAGAUAUUGAGCUUGCAGGAAGAACCACCAACGUCCACAUCAGGUCCAGAGUACAUGAUACUGACCACCAGCAGAUCUGCUCUUCAGAUUUGAGUGUCCUACUCACAUCAGUACAAAAGAAUGACAGUUGUCAAAAGGCUGAAAUGAAUGCUCUCAGUGAAAACCUAGCUAGAACUAAGCUAAGCCAAAAUUUAAGUAAUUCUUCAACUUCGAGCAUGCAAACUCAAGAAACUUCAUACAGUACAGCUCACGUGCAAACAACCUAUGUUAGCUCACUGACGGACCUUCAGAAGUCUACUACCCAAGUUCUAUCCUCUAGUUUGAAUGAAGCUUCAGUUUUACUAACACAUGGAGAAUCUUCAGAGUUUAGAAAGACCAGAAUGAACCUUUGCAGUCCUGAUGUGGAAAUGUUGCUCCAGCCUUUGCAUGCAGCACAUGGAACCUCCCUUUCUGUUGAAGAACACAUAAUUUCUCCCUCCGAUCAGGACAUUGUUCCUCCAGAACUUUUAGAGCAUUAUGUCAGCAUGACAGAUCCCACACGAGCCCAGACAAUUGAUGCUGAGAUAGCCCGGCAGUGUGCUUACAGCCUCCCAGCUGUAGCCCUAACGCUAGGGCGAAAGUAUUGGCCAUGUUUGAAGACCACGUAUAGAGCUCUGGCCUCAGACAUGCAGUGGAAGGUUCGGCGAACAUUGGCCUCAUCUCUCCAUGAGUUGGCGGUUAUUCUGGGACCAGACCUUGCUACAAGAGACCUGUUACCUGUCUUUGCCAGCUUUUUGCGAGACUUAGAUGAAGUUCGUAUAGGUGUUUUGCAACAUUUAUCACAUUUUUUAAAGCUUCUGAAGCCUUUAGAACGACGAGAAUUUUUACCUAGAUUAUCAGAAUUUCUUAAAAUGGACAAUGACAAAAACUGGAGGUUUAGGUUAACUCUGUCAGAGCAAUUAACAGGAGUGACAGAUCUCUACAGCCCUACAGACAUAAAGGAAUACUUAGUUCCCAUGGCAAUGAUUUUGGUGAGAGACAAGGUAGCACUUGUGAGACAAACAUCACUUCAAGUGGUCAGUUUUGUUUUCCUAGUAUUUAAUAAUUGUAGUAACUUGUGUAAGAAUAAACCAAAACCCGAACUUGCUGAAAAGUUUACUCACGCAUCUAAGUGGUCUUUAAGGCAGACCUUUGCAUUUUUAUGCCACCAUUUUGUCCUUGAAAACUCAGUGCCUAUUGAACAAUUUGCCUGUGACGUCCUUCCACACCUCUUAAAGUUGUCUUGGGAUGGUGUUCCAAAUGUUAGAAUGGCUGUUGCCAAGUGUUUGUCCCAAACAGUUUGGCCCCUUGACUAUUUUUCCAGCAGCCAGAAUCCUCACCACGAAUUGUUACUUCAAGCCUUAAGAAGGUUACAAGUAGACAACGACAGAGAUGUAAGGAAUUUUGCUCAUCUAACUCUCCAGGAAAAUAGCUAUUCUUUUAAUCUGAUGGUUCCUCCAGUUUAGGCACCAACAAAGUAGAAAUUCUGUCAGCUGUCUAGUCUCUCUGGUCUCCAGGUUUAUCUCAUGUUGAAAAAAAUAACAUUGGAAGCCCCGAUUAGAGUGACUUACACUUUCAACUUGUAUGUGGUCUCAGCCAUGCAGUAAACUUUUUCAACAACCAUCAUGAUAAAAAAAUGUGCAAUUUAUUAUCUCAAUCAGUUGCUCAUUGAGUUGGCUGUGAUAUACAUCUAUGUUUGAUGCUUGAUAUCUCUUGCAACUGGCAGAAGAAUGGAGGAACAUUAAAAAGAUACUAGUAAUUGUAUAAGUUUAGUUAUUAUGUACAGAAAAAAUAAAUAUUUGAAAACUGAUUUUACACAUAAACGUAUGUAUCUAUAUAUCUCUUGUACAGUUGUCAAUAACUGUGCUACUGUUUGUACUUCACUUUCUUUUCUGAUGAGAUACAAAAUACUGCCAUCAAACUAAUUAUAUGAUCUUCAAGAAGGAAAUCUAUGAACAGGAAUUAAACUUUCAUUUUAAACUUAAGACAUUAGUCAUAAAUUGUGUCGCCCUCUACUUGAUUUUCUUGUUUAAAAAAUAUUAAAAAGUUUGAUUCAAAUGUACUUCAUUGCUCUCAAAAAAUGUUAGACAAAGUAUAUUAGAAAUUUUAAAUAUUUCCAGUUAAUUUACAGCUUAAUAAGUGGCCAAAAGUUGCAUUUGUGUCAGUUUGAAGUAUUUUACUAUACUUAGUACUUUAUUGUGGUGAAGAAGUUAAUGGAAAUUGCAGUGAGGUAAUAAGAACCAGGUUAAAUGUGUGUAUAGACUGGUAAUUAUGAAUUGUUAGUUUGGACAAGCCCUAACAUGAUAGGGUAGAGAUGAAAAGUAUCUUUUAUUAAAGAGUUAUAAAACUUCAUAGGGGCCAUUGUGUUAAACGUUAUGCUUAAAAAAAGUGGUAUUAAAAAACAUGCAUUGUUGAA